AUGGGUUACGUGCGACUUACAGGGGUGACAUAUGCCGACCCAGAGCUCGCAUAUGACACAUUUAUUCUCUUCACCGGUGCAGAUUCAUUCACGCGACUUAUCGAUCUUAAUGGUACAAUCAUCCAUGAAUGGACAUUUCCAGGCGUACCGCCACGAAUACUUGAUCCAGCCCUAACUAGAGGGCAGAAAGGAACCGUUGGUCUUCAACUCUCUGAAAGCGGCGAUGUUCGUGGUGGCAUCUACGCCAAUGGCUCAAUCGGCCAGCUAAAUUGGAAUGGUGACCGACUGUGGGAAUGGGGUAAAGAGGCACCAAGUGGUGCGGCGCGUCAGAAUCAUGACUGGCAAUUGCUUCCAAAUGAAAAUUGGCUGGUAUUAGUGACUGUACCUCGGGUAGUUGAAGAUCUUGGCCCGCAUGUCAUCGGAGAUCAAGGUCUCGUGGAGGUGAACCCCGAUGGAAAAGUUGUGUGGGAAUGGAGCUCUGGCGAUCAUAUAUCUGAUCUGGGAUUUUCUGAGCGUGGAUUAGAGUUGUUACGUGAGACUGUCGCGCGAGAUCCUGGUAAUCCAUGGGGGUGUCUGGAGAUGAAUAGCGCAUCGGCGCUGGGACCGAAUCAGUGGUACGAGAAGAACCCGGAAGUAAACUCGAUAUUUCACCCAGAAAAUAUUAUAGUCAGUUUCCGAAAAGCAAAUGUUGUCGGUAUCAUCGAUAAGACAACAGGUCGAAUUGUGUGGCGUUUAGGACCUUAUUUUGACGAGAAGUCCGGGGACCAGCAUCAACGGAUACUGCGACACAAUGUACCACGGCCUCUGGAUCAAAUAUCUGGUCAACAUAAUCCCCAUUUCAUUCCUAAAGGUCUUCCAGGAGCUGGCAAUAUACUCGUUUUCGAUAACCAAGGAGGAGCUGGCUACCCGCCUGCAGCCCUGGGAAUAUACGCUGGCUCCCGUAUUCUCGAAAUUGAUCCAACCACUAAGCAGAUAGUUUGGCAAUACACCGCAGAAGACUCUGGUCUGCCACCCUGGACGUUCUUUAGCUCUUUUGUGAGUAAUGCACAGCGUCUACCGAACGGCAACACGUUGAUCACCGAAGGUAUGAAUGGCCGUAUUUUUCAGGUAAACGCUGAGGGCAAAGUUGCGUGGGAAUUUUACAGCCCACACUACGGAUAUGGGGUGGCAGGAGAACCCGAAGUGACUAAACCACGUGUUGAAGGAGUCGAUAGACUCAGCCUUACACCAUUAGUGUAUCGUUCACAGGCCGUGCCAGAUGAGUGGGUGCCGGCUGGGUUGAGGAAAUCAGCAGUGGUACCUGUAGAUAAGUCUUGA
Messenger RNA from Talaromyces proteolyticus, 1317 nucleotides. Its product is annotated as ASST-domain-containing protein. NCBI's taxonomy places the organism in Eukaryota, Fungi, Ascomycota, Eurotiomycetes, Eurotiales, Trichocomaceae. The transcript has a single exon. Gene Ontology annotation, molecular function: aryl sulfotransferase activity; protein binding. The record is from RefSeq and is a predicted model, not a curated record. The coding region runs from base 1 to 1317 and encodes 438 amino acids.